This is a messenger RNA of Suillus paluster, 573 nucleotides long. RefSeq lists its product as uncharacterized. The transcript has 3 exons. The record is from RefSeq and is a predicted model, not a curated record. The annotation marks the transcript as partial. NCBI's taxonomy places the organism in Eukaryota, Fungi, Basidiomycota, Agaricomycetes, Boletales, Suillaceae.
UUGGUAACAUGGCAGAAAUUUCCCCUUACACUAGGAUGCCUCAUUGAAUGGGCGGACAUAUAUAAAGACAAGGAGAAGAAGGAUAAGGCGCAAGAUCACCUGCUGGUAUACAAAUGCAUGCCAAAUGCCAAGCCAGGGGCAUUGUAUCCUGUGUCGAUUCGGAUGCAUGGGUAUCUCAAUCAUUUUUGCUUGGAGAGGUUAGGAAACUGGUCCAGCAGUUCAACAUGUUUCUUUGUCAGUCUGGUGGACACAAAGAUCCAUGGAGAGCGAUGGCGGCAGCAGCCAAUCUCACAGGCGAUUAUGUUAGGACAAGACACUGCUACACAGGCCCUCAGCAGCAAAGAUGACCCUGAACAAAACUAUGACACCAUUAAACAAGAGUGGACUGUAUGCGAAUUUUUUCCUGUGGGAGAGUUAUCAGACAGUGGCAAAAUCAUUCCUCUUGAUCAUCUCUUGCUUACCAGAGGCGACUUCAUUGAAGUAGGAGCUGAAAUGGAUUUCGUGAUUGGGAGAGACAGAGCAUCACGACCGAUUCUGAACACAUACAUGACAUGUACAUAUGUACUCCGCCUC